Mesorhabditis spiculigera is the source of this 1143-nucleotide messenger RNA. The record is from the annotation of a GenBank genome assembly. NCBI's taxonomy places the organism in Eukaryota, Metazoa, Nematoda, Chromadorea, Rhabditida, Rhabditidae.
AUGUCGAGUGCCACGCUCCCAGAUUCUGCCCGGGAGACCGUCGUCAGCGCCUUCAUCGCCUACGAGACGAUGAAUCGUCAUUGGAAGGCCAACAAGCUCGACUCCGGCAAGCUGAACGCGGACCUCUACCUGGAGACCAUCCAGGCGGCCAAUCACAGCCUGCAGGCCUCGUACCGGAUGAAGACUCGGCUCCGCGAGGCUCGCCAUCUGCGCUUUGUGCACGAGGAGCUCAACUUCGCCAUCCCGACGCGCCUGAGCGAUGCCCUCAAGGAAACCGACCGUGUCCGCUGCGGGGCCGACGAGCGACUGACCGAUUGGGAGACGUGCCAGGGCUACUACCGCAUGCCCUCCUCGGAUAGGGCCGCCAGUCUGAAGACGCGUGUUGAUCAGAUGAAGACCUGGAUCACCUAUGUCGAGAAGCAUCUGCUGGCUAUUGAUGGGUUGCGCACGGACACGGCUCGCAUUUUCGAUGAGAUCGACAUCUUGCAGGCCACGGUCCAAUCUGCCGCGCUCAACCUGGACCAGCUGAAGCCGGACUGGCGCAAGAUGUACGACUACCCGAAGUUUCCCUCAAAACCCGAUACGGCAGGUAUUCUGCCCCUCUCGAAGGAGCUGCCGUCCGACGGCGUGCUGGGAGAUGUUGAGCAGGGCGAACAGGAUACGCGCACCAACGAUACCCCGCCCGGAUCACCCCAGGUUGACCUGAUCGAGCCGUUGCGCCAGGGGCGUCACCACAAAAAGGUGUGUGAAGAGCUGAAGGCAGCCGUGCCGAAGAGACUCGUCGAAGCGCUGGCAUCCCACGACCGUGUGCGGGGAGGCAUGGAAUACGAGAACGCCGCCUUCUGGACCAGCAUGGGCGCCUAUCAGCGUCUGCCGCUGGCCGACAACGCGCCGAAGACCCAGCAGAAGGUCGAGCUGUUCCGCCAAUGGGCGAACAAGAUGGAGAAAGUCCUCCAGAAGGUUCACCAGGCCGCCGUCCACCUCGACAGGCUCUCGGCGACGUGGCGCACGGCGUUCGUCUGGCCGAAAUUGCCCGCCAAACCGGACCCGAUCGUGGAGCUGGAUGUGGAGCUGGAUGUGGAGCUGGAUGGUCGUCGAUGUGCCGAAGAUCAACGGGGUGGAACUCGAGCGCGACACUCGUGC